CUCCCUCUCCUCUCCGCACUGGAAUCCCCUCUUUUUUUAUGAGGAGUUUCACACUUGCGCUAUCACUGAGCCCUAUGACUGUGCGAAAAGGAAAACGCUUAGGCAUCUCCAUCCAGGAGCACAUGGCCAUCGACGUGUGCCCGGGCCCCAUCCGCCCCAUCCGUCAAAUCUCUGCUUACUUCCCUCGUCUCUCACCCACUUCUUCCUUCUCUGAGCCGCUCUCGCCCAAUCAGGUGGCAGCUCCCACCACACUCAGCCCUGGCACUGCAGGUCAAGGGGAAGGGGCAGUUGGAGGGGGAGGCGGCAAAGGGAGCAGCGGCCUGUUGUCACCGUUAUUAACAGGGGGGGCAGGUGGAGGUGGCUCACUGUCGGCCAUGAGCAGCAUGGACACCUCCAUUGAGAUCGACAGCUGUGACAGCGAUGAUAACACCUCCCUGGGAACAUUAGCGUUUGACCUACUGUAUGAGAAAGCCACCAGCUCCUUACACUGCACAGUCCUGAGAGCAAAGGGUCUGAAACCGAUGGAUUUCAACGGUUUGGCUGAUCCUUACGUCAAGCUGCAUCUUCUGCCAGGAGCUUGCAAGGCCAAUAAACUGAAAACCAAGACUGUUCGCAACACGCUGAACCCUGUGUGGAACGAGACACUCACUUACUGUGGAAUCACUGAGGAAGACAUGUAUCGCAAAACACUCCGGGUGUCCGUGUGCGACGAAGACAAGCUGACACAUAAUGAGUUCAUUGGGGAGUCGCGGGUGGCCCUGCGCCGUGUGAAGCCUGACCAGACCAAACACUUUAACAUCUGUCUGGAGCAUCCGCCUCCUCUGGCAUCACCAACUGCGAUGAGCACAGCCCUGAGAGGAAUCUCCUGCUACCUGAGAGAGUGGGAGACAGAGCAGCAGAGAAGUCUAGAAGAGCGAGGCCGUUUGCUGCUCUGCCUGCAGUUCCUCCCUCCGGCCAGUGAUAGCGAUGUGAAGGGCGAGGCCAAGGAGAGGGCUCGUGGUGGGCUGUGUGUGGGUGUAAAACGCUGUGCCCACCUGGCAGCCAUGGAUGUCAACGGCUACUCAGACCCCUACGUUAAAACGUAUCUCAAGCCAGAUGUUCACAAGAAGUCCAAGCACAAAACAGCAGUGAUAAAAAAGACUCUCAACCCAGAGUUUAAUGAGGAGUUCUUCUAUGAAAUCUCCUUCUCAGAGUUAGCCACCAAGACGCUGGAGGUCACGGUGUGGGACUACGACCUAGGAAAGUCCAAUGACUUCAUAGGGGGUGUGUCCUUAGGGUGUCACUCACAGGGAGAGACUCUGCAGCACUGGAUAGACUGUCUGAAGAACAAGGGCAAGAAGGUGGAGCGCUGGCACACGCUGACCAACGAGCUGCCUGGAUCCACACUGCAGGAAUGA
Messenger RNA from Seriola dumerili (greater amberjack), 1397 nucleotides. Its product is annotated as double C2-like domain-containing protein alpha. The transcript has 11 exons. The coding region runs from base 39 to 1397 and encodes 452 amino acids. NCBI's taxonomy places the organism in Eukaryota, Metazoa, Chordata, Actinopteri, Carangiformes, Carangidae. The record is from RefSeq and is a predicted model, not a curated record.